Molecule: messenger RNA, 2577 nt
Organism: Mandrillus leucophaeus (drill)
Lineage: Eukaryota; Metazoa; Chordata; Mammalia; Primates; Cercopithecidae
Gene: LMF2
Product: lipase maturation factor 2
Exons: 14
Coding region: 12-2135 (707 amino acids)
Biological process (GO): protein maturation
Cellular component (GO): endoplasmic reticulum membrane
Source: RefSeq, a predicted model, not a curated record
GCGUAGCGGACAUGGCGGGCUCCCGGCUCCCGCGGCGGCUCUUCCUCCAGGGCGUGGCGGCCGUCUUCAUGUUCGCCUUCGCGUCCCUCUACACGCAGAUCCCAGGCCUGUAUGGCCCCGAGGGCAUCCUACCUGCAAGGAAGACGCUGCGGCCGCAGGGCAAGGGCCGCUGGCAGCAACUGUGGGAGACCCCGACGCUGCUAUGGGAAGCGCCGAGACUGGGGCUGGACACGGCCCAGGGCCUGGAGCUGCUGAGCCUGCUGGGCGCACUACUGGCCCUGGGGGCCCUGCUGCUGAGCCCACUGCGUCACCCCGUCGUCUACCUGCUACUUUGGGCUGCCUACCUUUCGGCCUGCCAGGUGGGCCAGGUGUUCCUUUAUUUCCAGUGGGACUCCCUGCUGCUAGAGACUGGCUUCCUGGCCGUGCUGGUGGCCCCGCUGAGGCCAGCCUCCCACCGCAAGCAGGCCCCCCAGGGCGGGCGGGCAGGGGCCCUGCCCCAUGAAGACCUCCCCUUCUGGCUGGUGCGCUGGCUGCUGUUCCGCCUCAUGUUCGCCUCAGGCGUGGUCAAGCUGACCAGUCGCUGCCCCGCGUGGUGGGGGCUCACUGCCCUCACCUACCACUACGAGACCCAGUGCCUGCCCACGCCCGCCGCCUGGUUCGCACACCACCUGCCUGUCUGGCUGCACAAGCUCAGCGUGGUGGCCACCUUCCUAAUCGAGAUCGCCGUGCCGCCCCUGUUCUUCGCCCCCAUUCGACGCCUGCGUUUGGUUGCCUUCUACUCGCAGGUGCUGCUGCAGGUCCUGAUUAUCAUCACUGGCAACUACAACUUCUUCAACCUGAUGACGCUGGUGCUCACCACUGCGCUGCUAGACGACCAGCACCUGGCUGCUGAGCCUGGCCACGGCAGCCGCAAGAAGACGACCACCUCCUGGCCCAAGGCCCUGCUGGCCACACUGUCGCUGCUGCUGGAACUAGCCGUCUACGGGCUUCUGGCCUAUGGCACUGUGCACUACUUUGGCCUGGAGGUUGACUGGCAGCAGCACACCAUCCACUCCAGAACCACUUUCACCUUCCACCAGUUCUCUCAGUGGCUAAAGACACUGACGCUGCCCACCGUGUGGCUGGGUGUGGCCUCCCUGGCCUGGGAGCUGCUGAGUGCCCUCUGGAGGUGGACCCAGGUGCGGGGCUGGCUACGGAAGUUCAGUGCUGCAGUCAAACUGUCCCUUGUGAGCACUGCGACUGUGGCCUUGUUCUUGAUCAGCCUGGUGCCGUACUCCUACGUGGAGCCCGGGACCCACGGGCGCCUCUGGACUGGGGCCCACCGCCUGUUUGGCGCCGUGGAGCACCUGCAGCUGGCCAACUCCUACGGCCUCUUCCGCCGCAUGACCGGGCUUGGUGGGCGGCCUGAGGUGGUGCUGGAGGGCAGCUACGAUGGCCACCACUGGACGGAGAUCGAGUUCAUGUACAAGCCUGGGAACCUGAGCCGGCCUCCCCCAGUUGUGGUGCCCCACCAACCACGCCUGGAUUGGCAAAUGUGGUUUGCAGCCCUGGGCCCGCACACGCACAGCCCGUGGUUCACAAGCCUGGUCUUGCGCCUGCUGCAGGGCAAGGAGCCAGUGAUCCGCCUCAUCCAGAGUCAAGUGGCCAGGUAUCCCUUCCACAAGCAGCCGCCCACCUAUGUCCGAGCCCAGCGCUACAAGUACUGGUUCUCCCAGCCUGGAGAGCAAGGCCAGUGGUGGCGGCGCCAGUGGGUGGAGGAGUUCUUCCCACCCGUGUCCCUGGGAGACCCGACGCUGGAGACACUGCUCAGGCAGUUUGGGCUGCAGGACAAGAGCCCACCCCGGGCCCGCAGUGCCAACAGCACUCUGGCCCAGGCCCUCCACUGGACUCGCACUCAGCUGUCUCCUCUGGAGGCCCCCGCCCUGCUCUGGGGGCUCCUUGUGGCCAUAGGGGCUGUCAGAGUUGUGCAGGCCCUGCUAGCACCCUGGUCUCUCCGGUCCUCCCCCCUGGCACCAGCCAGCGGGGAGAAGCGCAGGCCAGCCCCCCAUAAAGACUCUGGAGCUGCCUCCGAACAGGCCACCCCAGCCCCCAACCCCUGUACCAGUAGUUCGCGGACCGCCCGGCGAAAGAAGUAGCUGUGUUCUCCGGGCCACGCAUCCUGAGAGGGUUGGGUCCCUGGGACUGCUCUGGCCUCCGGCAGGACAGGACCCAGCCACUGUGCCUUAGCUGACCCUGCAGGGCCAGGCACAGGUUGGGGGGCUGCCCCUGGGGUUUGCAGGGUGCUGCAUUGAGGGCUCCAGGCCCCACCCCCACGCCAGCCACGCCCCUCCCCAGGACUCCCACUGUUGCCUCUGUGAUUGGCCCAGGAGGGAAACACCACCCAGCUCAAGACCCUUCCCCUGCCCUGCGCUGUGGGGGUCUGAGUCUGGAACCCCCACCCCAGGCCCCAUGCCGGAGGGGAAGAGACUGACUCUCAGGGAAAGAGGGGAAGCACCGUCAUCUUCCACGUCAUCUUCACACCAGCCCAUCCUGCCCUUUAGAUCUGGGCACCAAUAAAGGCGUCUUUUGUGCUUGGCU